CCUAGCAGUCUAGAACCCGGGGUAUCUCUGGACUUCCCGCGCCUUAUUUCCAAGCGAAUUCCGAAUUUCCCUCAAGCCGUUUGUUUUCACUUCCCACCCGUUCGCCUCUCCAUCUAUUCCCGGUAUUUCCAGCGCGCCAGACCCAACCAAACGGCCAAAACGCAAGAAAUCAAGCUUAGUUACUGACCGAAACGAACGGCCUUUGCACCUUUAUUCCCGGCGCCGUUGUCUCAUUCGGCCUCGGCCUUUCUUCAAUCGUCAAUUCAACAUCAGUCGCUCGGGUCAUACUACAGCAUUCCCUCCCUGUGUCCCGACGCGGGAAGCAUGGCGUUAUCUCAAGUCGGUGCGACGGCCGACCACAGACACGCGUCGGGGCCGUUCGCAGCAGCAGCAGCACCGCCGCCGCCGCCGCCGACGAUGCCGAAUCUGGCCGGUCGCAGUAUCUUCUCGUCGUCCGAGGAGUUAACGAUUAAGAUUGAGCCUGGUGAUGGCCGUGUGGACCCGGACUAUGGAGGUAGAGGUAGUAGCAGCAGCAGCAGCGCUACCGCAACGAAGGAGCACGCCAGGAAGAAGCAGAAGCGCAAUAAGCCUACGCUAUCUUGUUUGGAGUGUGUUGAGCGCAAGACGAAAUGUGACAGAGGGAGACCGCAUUGUCUUGCUUGCAUAAAACGACAAACCGAUUGCCGCUAUGCCCACGUCGCCAAUCUACUCGAAGAGACGACUCGGUCCGCCACAAACGGUCGCAGGAUGACCAAGCCGCCAAAGAAGCGGUUAUCAACUGGGCCGACUGAGGCCAAGUCACCUGCAGCCAGUGUCGCAGACCGAGCCAUUCUUACCUGCCGUGCCGCCUCUCGGGGGUCCAUUGCCCUUUCAACCGGACUUCUCUCCCACGUCCCCUACUCCCUACCCACGGCCUCCAAUGUUUUUGGCAUAGGGGCUGAGCAUCCAUUUGCCAACUACUGGACUUGCCAAGGAGGACUGCCCGAGGUGAACGACGUGCUGCCAGACAAGCUCCAAGCCGACGUUCUGGUGAACCAGUACUUUGAGUGCGUCGACCCGGUUUAUCCCAUGAUCCACCGCCAAACCUUCUUCGCCGACUACGAGCACUUCUGGUCACUGCCGAGGGAGGACAAGGAUCGUACCGAUGCUUCUCUGGUUGCCUUGAUUUUCGUCAUGUUGGCUUUGGGCACCCAGUUCGUCACGACGGCGGAGCCAAAUAAUGCAAAACGGGGUGCAGAGUUCUACGCCUCGGCCUCGAAUCAAUCCUUACGGGUCGGCUCGUAUCUGAGCUCGGCCUCCGUAAGGUCUUUGCAGGCCAUGGUGCUGAUUGUUUACUUUCUCAUUAAUGACAACCAUGCCUCGGAUGGGUGGGCAUUCGCUGGCAUCCUCAUCAGGCAAGCCUAUGCUAUGGGUUUGCAUCGAGAUCCAAAUAUCGUGGCUCCUCAUGCCAGCAUCUUUGAGAAACAGCAACGGCGCAAAUUGUGGCAAGCCGUGCUUCUACAGGACACCUUCAUGGUCGUCCUGCUUUCCCUACCGCCGAGCGCAACCCAUACCGACGUAAAUGUCGACGACCUAACGGACGACUCGUCAAGCAUAGCUUGUUCCGACCCCACCGACAUGGCGUACAUCCGCGGGUCGUGGACGCUCGCCAACUUAGUCCAAGAAACCAUCUGCAGCCCGCGCUCCCUCGAUAUGCCCAUCUGCUCCACCCAGCGCCAAAAAUCAAAGCUCAUCGCCGACUUCCGCGCCGUCUACCGCUCCUUCCCGGACAUCUUCCGGUCUUGGGACACGGACAGUCUGACGCAACUAGCGGCUAACAACAAGCGUGUCGUCCGGCAGACGUUGUUUCUCACGAGCAAUUAUUAUCAUAACUUGAUGCUGGUACAUGCGUCUGAGAGCGCGGAUGUGCCGAUCAAUAUCAGGGGUGCGCUGGAGGCGGCGCAUGAGGCUAUAAGUGCCUUCUUCAUGCUGAACAUGUUAUUUGAGCACGAGGCGAGGGUUUGGUGGGUAUUUAAUCACAGGGCGUUCCUAGAGGCGCUGUGUAUUGGGAGUAUAUUGCGCGAGGCGCUCAAGGAGGCUCCUGAGGGGGAGUAUGAUAGGUUUGACCGGGAUCCAGUUUUGGCGAGGGCGAAGAAGGACAUUGCGAAAAUGAUUCAGAUCCUGAGGGUCAUGGGCGAAGGCGAACAAGGGUCUGAGGUCGCGAGGACGAGGGUCACGGUGUUGAGCGAGUUCCUAUGAUUCUAUGGCACGGAGGGUGUUGGGGUGUAUAUAAUAAUGAUGUACAUCCGUGGGGAUGGCUUCAUGUGGCAUAAUGUGUGUGAAUGGUGACUUAAGGUGAGUUGGGUGUCUCGAGAAAGUAAGGUCCACAUACUAGACUCGGGGAUGUUUACAAACUAGCGACCGCAACUAGCAUAGAGGUUCUGAGAUAUUAACGUACCCCACAAGCAAGUUAGCCACUUUGUCUUGACACCGUACGAAUAACUUCAAUAACUUGACUAUAAUAAAAAAUCAAUUCAAAC
This is a messenger RNA of Pseudomassariella vexata, 2519 nucleotides long. Its product is annotated as fungal-specific transcription factor domain-containing protein. Gene Ontology annotation, molecular function: zinc ion binding; DNA-binding transcription factor activity, RNA polymerase II-specific; DNA binding. Gene Ontology annotation, cellular component: nucleus. The record is from RefSeq and is a predicted model, not a curated record. Gene Ontology annotation, biological process: DNA-templated transcription; regulation of DNA-templated transcription. NCBI's taxonomy places the organism in Eukaryota, Fungi, Ascomycota, Sordariomycetes, Amphisphaeriales, Pseudomassariaceae. The transcript is spliced from 6 exons. The coding region runs from base 325 to 2238 and encodes 637 amino acids.